Messenger RNA from Lithohypha guttulata, 1317 nucleotides. RefSeq lists its product as uncharacterized. The coding region runs from base 1 to 1317 and encodes 438 amino acids. The transcript has 2 exons. Gene Ontology annotation, molecular function: pyrimidine nucleotide-sugar transmembrane transporter activity. Gene Ontology annotation, biological process: pyrimidine nucleotide-sugar transmembrane transport. Gene Ontology annotation, cellular component: Golgi membrane; intracellular membrane-bounded organelle. NCBI's taxonomy places the organism in Eukaryota, Fungi, Ascomycota, Eurotiomycetes, Chaetothyriales, Trichomeriaceae. The record is from RefSeq and is a predicted model, not a curated record.
AUGGCAGUCAAGGCAAUCAUCCCGUUCCUGGUGGGAGCGAUGCUGUUGACAGGAUGCUGCAAUACGUUGUUGACCAAAUACCAAGAUAUGCAGUGCGUUCGCAACUGCGAUGGCCCUGGAAAGCGAGCGAACUUCGAACAGCCUGUUAUACAGACUGUGCAGAUGUUCAUUGGCGAGAUGGGCUGCUGGCUCGUCGUCUUUGGCUUCUAUGUCACCAAUCUUAUUCGAUCUCGUUUCUCCGAAGCACCUGUGCUUUAUCAGCCGGUACAACAGGAAGAUGAAGACGACGACAGUAUACAUCGUGUCUCGCAGGAAAACGUCAAUCCUGCGAUGAAAUCUAUGCUCCCGAAUGCCGACGAUCGAGCGCCAUUAGAAGGUUGGAGAGUGAUCCUGUUAGGAUUACCAGCUUGUUGCGACAUCACAGGCACGACAUUGAUGAACGUUGGCCUCCUGUUCGUGGCCGCCAGUAUCUACCAGAUGACAAGAGGAGCGCUUGUACUGUUUGUUGGAGCUUUUAGCGUCCUUUUCUUGAAGAGAAAGUUAUAUCUAUACCAUUGGCUCUCUCUACUGGUAGUGGUAACAGGCGUGGCGCUGGUUGGUCUAGCUGGCGCAAUUAGCUCCAAGAGCAGUUCUCCUCACGAUGAUGGAAGGAAAGACUCGAAUGCCACAAGCACGGUACUGCUCAUGGCUAGGGAGCUCGCUACGCGGGCUGCUGACGAAGCUGUUCUACGCACGAUCAUUGGUGUCUGUGUCAUCGCAGCUGCACAAAUAUUCACAGCGACGCAGUUCGUUCUUGAAGAAUUUAUCCUCGAGAAGUAUGCUCUGCAGCCACUAAAGGUCGUGGCGUGGGAAGGCACCUUUGGUUUACUCGUUACACUAAUCCUUCAAGUGAUUCUACAUUUUGCUGUCGGAAACACGAGAGCUGGCCAGUACGGCUACUUCGAUGCCAAGGAAGGCUACAAAGAGGUCUUCAACAACAAGGUUAUCGCAACAACCAGUCUUUUGAUCAUGAUUUCAAUUGGUGGAUUCAACUUCUUUGGUCUGAGUGUCACGAGAAGCAUAUCAGCAACCUCGCGAUCAAUCAUUGAUACUUGUCGAACUCUCUUCAUCUGGAUUGUGUCCCUUGGUCUUGGUUGGGAAUCUUUCAAGUGGCUACAAGUCGCUGGCUUUGCAUUGCUUGUGUAUGGCACUUUCACCUUCAACGAUCUCGUGCGGCCUCCCAUCAAAGCUCUGAUCCCGAAGCGCAGGGACCAACCAGAUCUGAGCUCGAGCGGCUUGUUACCUGAGAUACCUGAAGGAGAGCUUGGUCGACAUUGA